Neltuma alba is the source of this 1520-nucleotide messenger RNA. RefSeq names its product probable xyloglucan endotransglucosylase/hydrolase protein 32. Gene Ontology annotation, molecular function: xyloglucan:xyloglucosyl transferase activity; hydrolase activity, hydrolyzing O-glycosyl compounds. Gene Ontology annotation, biological process: cell wall biogenesis; xyloglucan metabolic process. The transcript has 4 exons. The coding region runs from base 85 to 972 and encodes 295 amino acids. The record is from RefSeq and is a predicted model, not a curated record. Lineage: Eukaryota; Viridiplantae; Streptophyta; Magnoliopsida; Fabales; Fabaceae. Gene Ontology annotation, cellular component: apoplast; cell wall.
ACCAUCACACCCUACAUUUAUGCACAGAAGAUUCAGUCUGCUUUCCGUUUACACUGCAGGUUAUUCACCCUUUCUUCUAUCUUUAUGGCUCUCCUUCUCUUCAUUAUUGUAAUCUUUAUGAUACCUUCAAGCAAUGCCUACGGGCCACCUUCACCUGGCUACUGGCCAAGCUCCAAAUUCAGGUCUAUGAGCUUUCACAAAGGCUUUAGAAACCUCUGGGGUCCUCAGCACCAAAGACUACACAAAAAUGAAUUAACAAUAUGGCUUGAUAAAACCUCAGGGAGUGGCUUCAAGUCUGUUCGUCCAUUCCGCUCUGGUUACUUUGGUGCUUCCAUGAAGCUGCAACCUGGCUAUACUGCAGGCGUUAUAACAUCCCUCUAUCUUUCAAACAAUCAAGCACAUCCAGGCUUCCAUGACGAGGUGGACAUUGAGUUUCUGGGGACAACAUUCGGGAAGCCUUACACUUUGCAGACCAAUGUUUAUAUAAGAGGAAGUGGGGAUCGUAACAUUAUAGGCAGAGAGAUGAAAUUCCAUCUCUGGUUUGAUCCGACCGAAGAUUUUCAUCACUUUGCUAUACUGUGGAGUCCUAAGGAAAUAAUAUUCUUUGUAGAUGACGUACCCAUAAGGAGGUACCCGAGGAAGAGUGCAGCAACUUUUCCAGUGAGGCCAAUGUGGCUUUAUGGUUCAAUAUGGGACGCUUCAUCAUGGGCGACAGAAGAUGGCAAGUACAAAGCUGAUUACAGAUAUCAGCCUUUUGUUGCAAGGUACACCAACUUGAAGGCCAGUGGUUGCUCAGCCCAUGCCCCAGCCAGGUGCCACCCUGCCUCCGCCUCGCCGUAUCGCUCCGGUGGCCUUACAAGACAGCAAUAUAAGGCCAUGAGAUGGGUACAGAGAUACCACAUGGUUUACAAUUAUUGCAAGGAUCCCAAAAGAGACCACAGACUAACCCCAGAAUGCGGGCGUUCCCACUGAAAUCGAAAUGUUUUAUUAAUGUUAUCCCCAAACGUUGUUCAUCCGUGAGACUGUCAGUUCUUCUAUUUUUAUCUUUCACAAAGUUCCUCUUUUUCUUUCUUGUGUGGUGUCUUAUAUUGGGCCCCUUCUUGACGACGACAUUGACGCAAGUAUCUGGAGUGGAGCAUUCGAAAGUUGCUGAGAAGACCAAAUUUGGAAGAUUGUCACUGUUUCGUUUUUGUUUAACAUUUGUUGAUGCUGGAGAAAAAGAAAAUGGGAGAGACGAAUAAGAUCAAUGUCAAGUAAUAACAAGCAAGGAAGCCUUAUGGUAUUGGGUGGAUCGUGGCAUUGGUGAGUGUGUGAAAUAUUAUAUGCACGCUCUUCAUUCUAUGAUGUUACUGUUAUUUAAAUGUUGAAUACGAGAUUUUUGUGUUGGACAACGUUCUGCUCCAAUCCAAGACUCAUGCAGUGAAUCUUCAGUCAUUAAAAUGAGUCUCAUUUUUCAUUGUCCUAUGCAUGUGGAACUACCCUUUUCAACACCCUAGUAUUGUUAUUCUUUUGAUGUUUCA